Messenger RNA from Cajanus cajan (pigeon pea), 2959 nucleotides. Its product is annotated as protein ALTERED PHOSPHATE STARVATION RESPONSE 1. NCBI's taxonomy places the organism in Eukaryota, Viridiplantae, Streptophyta, Magnoliopsida, Fabales, Fabaceae. The record is from RefSeq and is a predicted model, not a curated record.
CGUUAAUAUGCUACUUUUUCUUUUUGUUUUUUGUACUAUUAUUUUUAAUCUCUCUAGGCUCUACUACUACUCCUUUUUAACAAAGAAGGAACAAUGCCUCACCAUAACCGUACUUAAGCCAUCAAGUGCAAAUUGCCAAACUCUAGAAAGAACCCUUUCUUCUCUUUCUUUCUCGAGCCCCUACCUUCUUUACACCCUCUCUCUUCUUCACAAGUGUGUAGUAGUUUUGCAGUUUUUUUAAGGAUAUUUACUGCUAAUGGUACAGUUUUUAGGUAAGAUACUCCUAUUAAGACACUAAUAAUAAUGCUAAUAACUUUAUCUCUAAUUAAUAUUUAAAUAUCUCCAUCUUGUUGUAGCUGGCCGCUUUGGUGGAUGGAAAUCUUUGCUAGGUUGUUUUGUUUUUAAGGCUUCUUGUUCAACAACAAAAUCUGCUGCAUUUUUGUCUCAAAAAGAGGAAUGGUUUUCUUUUCCUCCAAAACUUGGGAAAAAGGCUAUUUUUCGAAAACUUGUUUGUUUCUUUUAAAACCCAGUCGAAAGUUGCUUCUCUCUACCUGGGAAAGCUCCCUCCUUUUUUGUCAGAGAAAGAGCAAGUAAGAGCCUUUCUCACUCCAUCUUCCUAAAGCAUCCAACCCCUGUGAAGAUAAGGUGCACCCUCUACACUACACUUUAGAGAGAGAGAGAUGGGAUGUGUUGCCUCCAAACUAGAGGAAGAAGAGGAAGUGGUGGCUAUUUGUAGAGAGAGAAAGCGAAUGUUAAAGCUAGCUGUGGAGAAAAGAUAUGCACUUGCUGAGGCUCAUUGUAAGUAUUUUCACUCUCUCGAUGCUGUAGCUGCGGCCAUUAAGCUCUUCGUUGCACGCCACUCUUCUCCUUCGUCACCUUUCCUCAUAACUUUCCCUCCUCCUUGCCCUUCUCAUUCUCCUUCUCCACCCGCUGAGAAUGUCAUAACCAACCCCAUGUUCCUCCAACAGACACCCUCAGAAACUAAGCAUGAAGCCAUUGCUUGUGACUCAUGCAUUUCUUCAACAACCUCAGAGUCUUCUGAGGAAGAGAGUGAAGAAAAAAGGGGAGGAGAAUAUGAAGGUAAGGGAGAAGAACAAGAUGAACAACCAUGUGGGUACUAUUGCAUGCCUAUGACUAUGCCUAUGUCUAUGUCUAUGUCUAUGCCUAUGCCUAUGUCUAUGCCACCUUCAAUGCCAUCCCCUCAGAGAGAUUUUGGAUGGGACUUUUUCUACCCUUUUGACAGUGUGAGGAGUGAGGUUAUGAGUGGCUACCACAGGAACUCAGAUGAUGAUUUGAGGGCAGUUAGGGAGGAGGAGGGGAUUCCGGAGUUGGAGGAAGAAGUAGAGAGAGAAGAGGUUGUGCAAAAAGUGGUAAGUGUUGAAGAGAAUAACAAUGAAGGUGAUGAGAAAGUGGUAAGUAGUGUUGAAACAAUGAAGGUGGUGGAUGUGGCCACUGAAAACCAAGGGGAGCAAAGGGGUCUUGCAGUUCUUGAUACACCAGCAGAGGGAAGAGAGUUGCUUGAAGCUUUGAAAGACAUUGAGGACCAUUUUCUCAGGGCUUAUGAUUCUGGUAAGGAUGUAACCAGGAUGCUGGAGGCUAAUAAGAUUCCCCUUCAUUCUAGUUUGGAUGAAAUAAAAGAAAGUUCGACUAAACUCAUUCAUGCAAUAACAUGGAAGUCCAUUUCAUCUAGGCAAUCAUCAUGCAAGAGUCUCGUGGUUCCAAAUAUGAAAAAUUCUUCUACUUGGGUGGAAUAUAAGAAUGAUUUGUUUGAUGAUUAUGGAGGAAUGGAUUCAGGAAGUCAUUUAUUAACCUUAGGAAGGUUAUAUGCAUGGGAAAAGAAACUUUUUGAGGAGGUUAAGGCUGGAGAUAGCACGAGGAAAAAUUAUGAAAAAAAAUGUGCACAGCUGAGAAAUAAGAAUGUUAGAGGAGAUAAUGUACUAAGCAUGGACAAAACUAGAGCUGAAGUGAAAGAUCUAUAUGCUGGGAUCUUGGUUGCAAUUCGCCGUGCAGAGUCAAUCUCUAAGAGAAUUGAGAAAAUGAGAGAUGAAGAAUUGCAACCUCAAAUUGUUGAACUAUUAAAAGGCCUGACGAAGUCAUGGAAGAUCAUGUUAGAGUCCCAUGAAACCCAGAAGAAGAUUCUAUCUGAAGUGAAAUACUUCACAUGCGCCUCGUAUGGGAAAUUCUGCAAUCAAUCUCAUGGCUUUGCGACUGUUCAGCUUGAAGCCCAGCUUCAUAAUUGGCGCGACUGCUUUAAAGAGUACACUGCAGCACAAAAAGCUUAUGUUGAAGCUCUCCAUGGAUGGCUGAGUAAGUUCAUAGUCCCUGAAGUUGAAUUUUACUCGAGAAGCAAAAAUAUUUCCAUGCCAUACCAAGUCAAUGGGCCACCACUGUUGGUGAUAUGCAACGAUUGGUUAGCUUCACUGCAAAAGUUACCAGAUAAGAUGGUAACACUUGCAUUGAAAAGCAUAGUGAAGGAUGUUAGAGCUUUGUGGCAGCAGCAAAGCAAAGAGCAACAGCAGAAAAGGAAGGUAGACAGGUUGGCAAGAGAUUUGGAAAGAAGACAUUCUUCAGGAUCACAUAAACUGGAGACUAAGAUGCUUGAGUUUCAUGUGGCGGACCGUGAAUCAGAGGUGGGAACUGAUCAUCAAGAGGAAUGCAUGAUGGAGAAGAGUGAUCAUUUGGAGACAGUGAGAAGAAAACUUGAGUUGGAGAAGGAGAAGCACCACAGUUGCAUGCAAGAAACACAGAGAAUUACUUUACAUGGAUUGCAAUCUGGGUUCUCUCUAGUCUUUGAAUCUUUGACAGAGUUCUCCAAAGCAUCACAAAAAAUGUACAAUGGUCUUGUAACUUUUAGUGAAAAUAGUGACAAGGUUGGGAACAUUACGUAUAUAGAGGGUGGCUGCGAUGUUGAAAAUUGCAACAACCAAAACGGUCAAUAGAGUUCUGUUAGUAUUUGUGA